Messenger RNA from Metopolophium dirhodum (rose-grain aphid), 1150 nucleotides. RefSeq lists its product as uncharacterized. NCBI's taxonomy places the organism in Eukaryota, Metazoa, Arthropoda, Insecta, Hemiptera, Aphididae. The record is from RefSeq and is a predicted model, not a curated record. The transcript has a single exon. The coding region runs from base 432 to 1016 and encodes 194 amino acids.
CUCCCAAAAAAGAACAAUUCAGUGACUACGGAAGAAGGAAUUUCCAAUUAUACGCCCUAAUUGUGUGGAAGAACUAAAAAUUCCUGAUACAUAUAUAUAUAUCAAAUAACAGAUAAAAAAGAAAAAUUUUUAUAUUUUGACUGGAAGUGAAAACAUGUGUGCUUUAGUAUUUUGUACAAAGGAUAAUUUGAAAGUAUUAAAAAAUUUUCACAAUGGUAUGUGGAUGGAACAUUUAAAUCUGCUCCACCACUUUUUAAUCAGUUUUUUGUAAUUCACGGAAAAUUAAAUGACGGUUUCGUAUUCCCAUUGAUAUACAGUGUAAUGACUCACAGAACAGAACAAGCUUACGAUAUUUUGUUUAAUUUUCUAGAAAGAAAAAAGAAAUUCUAGAAGAAGAAGGUGAACUUGGAGAGUUCGAACCAGAGUCAAUCAUGACAGAUUUCGAAAUGACUUCUAGAAAAUCAUACAGUAAGUGUUUUCCUACUACUAAACAAUGGUGUUGCUACUUUCAUCUAAUAAAAGCUAUUUGGAAAAAAAUACAAACAAUUCCAGAAAUGCAAAAGUUGUACGAGGAAAAUAUGAUUUUCUCUUCGAAAAUUCGUUAUUUUGCUUCUCUGGCUUUUAUACCACCAUCAGAUGUUUGUGAUGCUUAUGAAAAAAUAUUAAAAUUAGAUUUUUUUGUUAAAAAUAAUCAAAUUAUUUUUCCUUUCCUAACAUACUUUGAGGAGACUUGGAUUGGUACUAAAAAACGAGGGCGAAGAUAUCCUCCGUUAUUUCCUAUACCUCUAUGGAAUGUAUAUGCGGCAAUACAAAGUGACCUGGAUAAAACAAACAACAUUUGUGAAGGAUUUAACAACGGAUUUGCUCAUUUACUUUCUGCUCAACAUCCUUCAAUCUAUAAAUUUAUAAAUGGUUUGAGACAUCAACAAAACCUAACGGAAAUUAAAUUAAGUCAAAGUAUAGUAGGAAAUCCAAAUAUGCCAAAUAAAAAGAACAAGACAGUCAGUUGGGCUUAACGAGUAAAGAAAGUAGUAGCAGAUUAUCAUAAUCGAGAGUUUGAAGAUUAUCUUCAAGGUAUUUCAUUGAAUAUAUACUUCUAUUAAUAAUUAAUAUACAUAUUUAAUUUUUUUUAAUACUUAUAUCAAUUUUA